UCAGAAACGCUCACUGCCAGCAAAACAUCUCGCGAAGUAAACAUUCACGUGUUGUUAAGCUGUUACACACUAGCUAGUCAACGAAAAAGAGUGAAAAUGGGGGAUAAAAAGGAUAAAGAGAAGACACUGAUAAUCGAUGACCCUGUGAAGAAUUUUGAGAAAUGGAAAAGGAAAUACAACAAAACAAAGAAACGAGUCAAACAAGUUGAAAAGACCACCAAGAAAAGCGACUGGGAGGUGGAGAGAGAAAACAUACAGAAGCUGGUUAAUAAAUAUUCGGAGAUAAAUCCCAAAGAGGCUGUGAAGUUCUCUGAUUUUCCACUCUCAAAAAAGACUCUGAGAGGUCUUCUUGAGGCUCAGUACAGGCAGCCCACAGAGAUUCAGAGGCAGACGAUUGGCUUUGCUUUGCGAGGGAGAGAUGUUCUUGGUGCUGCAAAGACUGGCUCUGGAAAGACUUUGGCCUUCCUCAUCCCGGUUUUGGAGUGUUUGUACCGUGAACAGUGGACUUCGAUGGAUGGCCUCGGCGCUCUCAUCAUCUCUCCCACCCGAGAGCUGGCCUAUCAGACCUUUGAGGUGUUGAGGAAGGUCGGCAAGAACCAUGAAUUUUCUGCUGGUCUUGUAAUUGGUGGAAAGGAUCUGAAAGAUGAAUCAGAAAAAAUCCAUCGGACCAAUAUCAUUAUCUGCACUCCAGGACGUCUGCUGCAGCACAUGGACGAGACGGCCACCUUUCAUGCUUCAGAUCUGCACAUGCUUGUACUUGAUGAAGCCGACAGAAUUCUGGACAUGGGUUUCGCCGACACACUCAAUGCCAUUAUUGAAAACCUUCCCAAAACACGGCAGACCCUUCUCUUCUCUGCCACUCAAACCAAGUCCGUCAAAGAUCUGGCCAGACUGAGCCUCAAGAACCCAGAGUAUGUGUGGGUCCAUGAGCAGGCCAAGUUCAGUACACCAGCCACUCUGGAACAGAACUAUGUGGUGUGUGAGCUGCACCAGAAAGUCAACAUGCUCUUCUCGUUUCUGAGGAGUCACCUUAAGAAGAAGAUCAUAGUUUUUUUUGCCUGCUGCAAAGAGGUUCAGUAUCUGUUCCGGGUCUUCUGCCGGUUGCGUCCGGGUAUCUCCGUACUUGCUUUGCAUGGCAAACAGCAGCAGAUGAAGAGAGUGGAGGUUUAUAAUGACUUUGUCCGCAAGACCUCAGCCGUCCUCUUUGCCACAGACAUCGCUGCCAGAGGACUUGACUUCCCUGCCGUGAACUGGGUGCUGCAGUUUGACUGUCCUGAAGAUGCAAACACCUACAUCCACAGAGUUGGCAGAACAGCUAGGUAUAAGGAGGGAGGCGAAGCUCUUCUUGUCCUAUUGCCCUCAGAGGAGAAGGGCAUGAUUGCACAGCUUCAAGAGAAGAAAGUUCCCAUUAACAAAAUUGACGUGAACCCAGAGAAGUUGGUGUCCGUCCAGCAGAAGUUGGAGGCCUUCCUGGCACAGGAGAAGGAGCAGAAGGAACGAGCACAGAGGUGUUUUGUGUCCUACCUCCGCUCCGUCUAUCUGAUGAAGAACAAAGACGUCUUUGAUGUUUUCCAGCUCAAACUCACAGAAUAUGCCAUGUCACUGGGUUUGGCGGUGGCUCCGCGAGUCCGUUUCCUCAAUAAGGCCCAGCAACAGAAGAGUGGAGUGACACAGGACAACAGCGGCGCUGCAGGUCAUGAGUCUGAAGAUGAGCUGAAGAGUUUCAAAGCCCAACUCAAAGGAGAGCAGUCUAAGUCUCAGUCCUCACAGUCUGAGGAAGAAGAGGAAGAAGAGGAGGAGGAGGAGGAGGAGGAGGAGGAGACGUUAAAGCCUGCAGCUGUGCUAUGUGGCUUAAAUGAAGAGGAUGAGGAUGACCAGGAAGAUCAGGACCUACUGACUGUCAAGCGUAAAGAUGUGUUCAAUAUCAAUGAAGAGAGCCAGGAUGAUGAGGGCACAGAUGCUGAGGCCAAGAAUAAGAAACAAAAGGAAUCCAAAUUCAAAGAUGCAAAGAAAAUACAGAAAAAGAACUUCAAGGUCAACACUAAGAAGAUAUUCACUGAGGAGGGAGAGGUGGUGCAGCAGUGGCCUCCGUUCCAAAGGGCCGUGGUACCAGAUGAAGAGGAGGAGGAGGAGACGUCUGGCAUUAACGUGGAAGCAGCCAAAGAGCGGCUUCGCAAGGAAGACCAGGAGUUUGACAAGAUCGAAUACCGUCGUAAAAUCAAAGAGAAACAUAGGGAGAAAAGACUGAAGGAGAAAGCAGCUCGGAGGGAAGCGAGCAAACAGCAUAAAGAGGAGAAGAAAGUUGAUGAUGAUGAUGAUGAUGAUGACGAUGACGAUGAUGAGGAAGAGGUGGUAGCGUAUCUGUCAGGUGCCAAUGAAGAAUUUGACCCCAACACACUUCCUGAUCCCGACAAAGUGCACAACUCCGAGUCCUCCUCUGAGGAGGAAGAAGGCGCUUCAUCAGACCGCGGUGGCAGGAAGAGAAGUUUCAGCAGCGACAGUAGUGAGGAUGAUGAUAGUGAUGAUGAAGUACGGCAGACACAGGUGGGCAAGAAGAAGCCCAGGAAGGAGUCCACAGUAACUCCUCUGGACACUGGCCUCUCUCUGGCCGAAGACGAGGAGCUUGUGUUGCAUUUAUUGGGCAGUCACAGCUAGGUCCCUGUACCCACCUUCUCCUCCAGAGUUUCUUAUUCAUUGUACUUGUAUGUCGAGUUUAUAAAAUGCCCCUUGACUAAUAAAAUUUAUCCUGAUUGUGAUGGCAA
Onychostoma macrolepis is the source of this 2762-nucleotide messenger RNA. RefSeq names its product DEAD (Asp-Glu-Ala-Asp) box polypeptide 10 (gene ddx10). Gene Ontology annotation, biological process: rRNA processing. The record is from RefSeq and is a predicted model, not a curated record. Gene Ontology annotation, cellular component: nucleus. The transcript has 18 exons. Gene Ontology annotation, molecular function: nucleic acid binding; RNA helicase activity; ATP binding. NCBI's taxonomy places the organism in Eukaryota, Metazoa, Chordata, Actinopteri, Cypriniformes, Cyprinidae. Bases 97 to 2655 code for a protein of 852 amino acids.